Mercurialis annua (annual mercury) is the source of this 1691-nucleotide messenger RNA. Its product is annotated as ethylene-responsive transcription factor CRF4. Lineage: Eukaryota; Viridiplantae; Streptophyta; Magnoliopsida; Malpighiales; Euphorbiaceae. Gene Ontology annotation, biological process: regulation of DNA-templated transcription. The coding region runs from base 357 to 1463 and encodes 368 amino acids. Gene Ontology annotation, molecular function: DNA-binding transcription factor activity; DNA binding. The record is from RefSeq and is a predicted model, not a curated record. The transcript has a single exon.
UUUUGGCUCCAACUAAAACUCUACUCCCCUGUUUCUCUCUCUAUUUCCUUACUGUACUCUGCAAAACUCUUCAAAACUUUUCUCUGUACUUUCUUUUUCUGGACACUCACUCCAUUUCAAGAAUCAAACACAAAUCAAAAUUUCAUAGCAUCAUUAUUUUUCCUUUUCUCUUCCUCUUUUUAGUCUAUAAAUUGAUUUCCCUUUGUUAAAAGCUUAAAGGGUCUGUUAAAUCUUUAAAUUUUCACAGUGUUUUUUUUUUCAUUCCUUGAUUUCUAUUAGUCUUCUCCUUCACGGCUCUUUACCUUUUUUUUCUCUUUUAAUUGGGUCUUUUUUUGAUGCUUUAGUGAGGGAAAAAAAUGAUUGACCAAAGUAUCCUAUGUCCGAUGAAAUACACGGAGCACAAAAAACUUACCAAGAAAUACAUAAAACCUUCAAUAAAACCCAGAAAACCCUCCGCUCAAGAAACGACGUGUCGGUUAGAGCAUACGACACCGCGAGUUGUACGGAUAUCAAUGACGGACCCGGACGCCACCGACUCCUCCAGCGACGAAGAAGGCGGCGAGUUAUUAUUUGGCCGGCAAAGAGUGAAGCGGUAUGUUAAUGAGAUUAGAAUAGAACCAGCUUCUAAAGAAAUAAAUAUUUCUUCUAACAACGGAAGAAAAAGAGCUGCUGUAAACGAGUUACCAAUCAGUCACCGGCCGGAGAAACUCAGUAGUAAUAAUAACGGAAGAAAGUUCAGAGGCGUAAGGCAACGGCCGUGGGGUAAAUGGGCGGCGGAGAUUCGAGAUCCUGCGAAACGUGUGCGUCUCUGGUUGGGUACGUUUGAAACAGCUGAAGAAGCUGCUAUAGUGUACGAUAAUGCAGCCAUCAAACUCCGGGGAGCUGACGCUUUAACAAACUUCAUCACACCGCCGGGAAGAGAACAACAACCACAACAACAACAACCACCGGAGCAGCCGGAAAUUAAUGUCACUUCAUCGUCAGGAUAUGAGUCAGGCGACGAAUCACACAAUCUAUCAUCUCCGACAUCAGUUCUCAACUAUAGUUUAAACUAUAGUGUAAUGGAAUCAGAAUCUCAAACCCUUGAGAAAGAAUUUAAAAAGGAAACCAAACCGGUCUUGACGGUUAGACCGGUUCUUGAAGAAGAAACAAAUCUAACCGACGAGUCAUCAGCAGAAUAUCCAUUGCCCUUAGAUGUUCCUUGGCUAGACGAGGAGCCGUUCUUGGACGAGUUUUUCAAUUUUUCGAGCACUGGACCGUCGCUUUUCGACGACGGUUUGAUAUCAACGACAACGACCACCGUUUUACAAGAUAGUUUUAUAUCGAGUGAGGAUUUCAGUGACAUGUUUUUGGAUAUACCUCAAGAUUUUGGAUCGUUGUCCAUGUGCCAUGAAGCGGACGAUGAUGACUUGUUUCAUGACAUUGGUGACUUGUUUUUCUCUGAACCACUGGUGGCUCUUUGAAAUAUUGAGUGGCUGUUGCCGCCGUUUUGGUUGCCGGUUUGACGGCAAAUUUUGUACCGGCGGUAACAAGUGGAAGUUUUGCAGUGUUUAUUUAUUAUUAUUAUUAUAUUAUUUAUUUGUUUACAUAUCUCCGUUUGGAAAGAUGGACGGAGUUUGUUUUUGUUUAGAUUCUGUAUUUUGUUUUGGAGAAUAAUAAUCAGAAGUGGAAGAGUGUAUAAUUCUGAGUUA